GUGUAACUACAAUUUUCAUAUUUUCACGUUUUGAAAAGCUGAAUUAUAAAAAUACUUUGCAUGUUUCAGCUUUACACGGAUAACUUCUUUUUAUUGGAUAUAUACAAUUCAGCAAGAUAUUUUUCAGAGACAGGAAAUAGUCCUACAUACUUUUAUAGGUUCUCCUUAGAUACUGCGUUGAACUUCAUGAAAUCUUUGUAUGACAUAGAAGAGCCAGGUGCCUGUCACGCCGAUGAAUUUUCCUACCUUUUCAAAAACGGGUUUGCCCCUGAAGAUAUUGAACCCGAAAGUUCUGAGUAUGUCGGAAUACAACGGAUGAUCAAACUUUGGACAAAUUUUGCAAAAUAUGGUAAUCCUACACCAAGCAAUAAGGAUAAAGUACUCUCUACAAUCUGGAAACCGCUUGAACCCCAACGAUUUAACUAUCUAAAUAUUGGGGAAGAUUUAGAAAUGAAAAUCGACCCCGAAAGAAACGCUAUGGAUUUCUGGAACAACCUGUAUAAAGAAACCUCUGUACCUAAAGCUAAACUAUAAUCAUAUUUUUUUAUAUAUAAUUUGAUGUGCCGAAAAGUACUGUUUAAAUAAAAAAUUUCUGUGUCACUUUA
Messenger RNA from Anoplophora glabripennis (Asian longhorned beetle), 605 nucleotides. Its product is annotated as bile salt-activated lipase-like. The transcript has 2 exons. NCBI's taxonomy places the organism in Eukaryota, Metazoa, Arthropoda, Insecta, Coleoptera, Cerambycidae. Bases 61 to 534 code for a protein of 157 amino acids. The record is from RefSeq and is a predicted model, not a curated record.